AAACAAAAUCGCUCCCUCUCUUUCUAACCUGCCUGCCAAAAAGCAAGUAAACGCCUCUCUCCCCACUCGACACUGCGGGCCGCUUUCGCUGCCGCAGACGCGAUUUUGCGAAUUCGAACACUCCCAAACAAUCGCCGAUAAGACUUCCGCGGAGCACCACCGAUUUUCGCACAUACCAGCGUGCUCCUUUGAGAUGUCUUUAUACAUUGGUAAUCUGUCAUCCCGCAUUCACAAAGAUGAGCUUGAACGUGUGUUCCAAAAGUUUGGUCGGUGCGACGUACGGAUGAAAGAUGGGUAUGGAUUUGUGGUGUAUGAGUUUCCCCCAAAUGCCGAGAAAGCCCUGAAAGCACUGCAAAAGAAGUACAUCUGUGGGCAGCCAUUAACGCUCACAUGGUCAAACAAACAACCUAGACCAAUUAACAGACACGGAGGAAGGCCCGUUAGGCGUUAUGACUCACAGCAUGUUGGAUUUUCUGCACGAGGUACCGAGUAUGGUCGGGACAGGUUAGGUUCCCCUGGUCAACAUGAUUAUAGAAUGCUCGUUAAGCAUGAAGAUGAACGUGAAAGAAGGUUCGAUUCUGAUAUGCUUGAUGAAGGGACAGCUUUCCACCAUGACGACAUGAAGGAUUUUCAUGGUCAAGAGCAUCGCGGUUACAGGGAGGAUGAAAUGGUAGAAAAUGAUAGAUGGGAUCUCCGCAAUGUGCUGAAUGAACAUGAUGUCAAUGAUGGAGAGGGGUUCGAUAGGUAUGAACCCUACCAGGACAGAAUUGAUGAUGGUAACCCUCAAUUGGGCCAUUCCAGCGGGUCUCCUUCUCAACGAAGCUUCCUAGGGGAUAGAAGGAGAGAUCACUUUGGUGAAGGAAAUUUGAAGCGCAAGGAUGCUUGCUAUAGUUGUGGGAGCCUGGGUCACAAAAUGAGGAAUUGUCCUGAGAAAAAUUUUGUGAGGACAAACUGGUCCAAGUUUAACCAAACAGACGGUAACAAUGUGCAUUGGAAAGAGAGAAGUGAAGAUGAGACAGAAAUAUCUAGGUCAAGGGAAACACUGGGAUCAGGGAUGGAUAGGGGUAAGAAUGAUGUGAAAUCAUCUAGCUCAAGGAAGCACCACGAACUAGCAAAGUAUAACAGCUCUCCAAUAGAAAAGGAAGUGGGCACAAUAAAGGAUCGUGAAAGAAAGAAACGAAACAGGAAAGAAAGUGGAUCACCUAAGGCAUGUAGCACAAAGAGAGGAAGAAGGUCGCUUUCAUCUCCUGAUUCAGAUCACAUGGGAUCAAGAUCAGUUCCUAAGUCGUCAAAGCAUACUCGGAUGUCUUAUGCUCGCUCUAGAUCGAGAUCGAAAUCUUCUAGGACUCGUUCAUUAUCAUCAGACUCGAGGUCCGGUUCAACAUCACAUAGAUUCAGAAAUACUAAGUCGAGAUUGAGAUCUAUCUCGCCUGCAUCAUUGUCUUUGUCUGUGUCACUUGGACAACCUUUGCCAUCCUCAGAUAAGAUUCAGUUCAAUCCGGAAGGUGGCAUGGAUGCUGUUAAACCUGCAGAGUCCAGGGAGGUGGUGGUUGAGAAGGAACAGACGGUAGAAUCUAAUACAAAGGUGGAGAAUUCUGAACUUGAAAUGGACGCGACUGUUGCAAAUUCGGGAAGUCCGGUUCUAUCUUUGGAUAUGGAAGGCGAAGUUAAAAAAGGGAAGCUUAUGCUUAAGGACAGUGAAAUUUUGUCAGCAUCUCUCAAUGUUGUGAAAGACCCAAGCACUGCCCUAACAGACGGAAGUACAAGAGUUGCUAUGAGUUCUUCGCCUAAGAGGCUGAUGGAGAUUGCUUUUGAGAAUUCAAACCCAGUGAUGCCAGACCAUGUGCCAUGUUCUAUCACGAAACCAGAGUCUGAACUGUCUGUUAUUUCUGGCACCUGCAAUUUAACAGAUAUUUCCCCAGACGAGUUGUGUAAGGUUAUAAAGCAUUAUAAUCUUGAUUCGGCAGAUGAGGAUGCAAGGCAUUUAAGCCCAGAGGCUUACUUUGGUUCUUCUCGCUUGUGGCCUUGGGAAAUUAUCUAUUACAGGAGAUUGAAGAAAGGUCCUAUAUCUGUUGAAAACUAUGCUAGGCGGGUGGAGCAAAACCAUAAAUUUGGUAUUGUUGACAAGUACAUUAGAAGCAGUAGUGGAUGGGGAGAACUGAACCAAGGGAAUGAGUAAGACCUAUAGCUCCUAAGAUGGAUUUUUGGCGCAUCGAGACUUGCCCGAGACUGACUUACAGCCAUGCUCUGAUUCUAGGGGGUACUUAUUUUGAGAAGCUUUGAAAAGGUUGGGUAUUCAUAAAAGGAAAGGCAUGAUGCUUCUAAAGGUAACUAGGUUGGCCAUUCAUAAAAGGAACAGCAUGAUGCUUCUAAAGAAAUAAGCAGUUGCCCCCAACCCUACUAGCCAUCAGUUUUUCCAGCCAUGCCGCCAAUCUCGUUGCUCCCCCCAUCUUUACAGGCACUCCCCUAGUGAGCAGAACAAGCACAGACAAGAAGGAACCACCUCCCCUCUGG
Molecule: messenger RNA, 2514 nt
Organism: Linum tenue
Lineage: Eukaryota; Viridiplantae; Streptophyta; Magnoliopsida; Malpighiales; Linaceae
Source: the annotation of a GenBank genome assembly